AUCCUGUGUGAGCUCUAUUUCUCGAACUUUCUAUUUCUCUUUCAAAAGUCGGGUUCUUGUUCUCUCUCCCCGCCCUAAGCUCUUUGUAUUUGCGGAGUCUCGUCAUAUUAGUGGUGUUUCUCUCUCUUAUCCAUGGCUUCCUUUAUCUAUGGAUCAGUUUCACUUCCUCUCUGUUCGUUUUCUCUCAAGACAGACCAUCCCUCAUCAGUAUCGAGCAGGUUGCCUAAUCGACUGCAAAGCCUAAGGAUAAACGCUGCGGUGGCUAAAUGGGAACCCUCUAAGGUCGUUCCACAGGUAGACAGGGUCUUGAUACGCUUAGAGGAGUUGCCUCAAAAAUCAGCAGGUGGAGUACUGUUACCUAAAUCAGCAGUGAAAUUGGAGCGGUAUCUUAUGGGAGAGGUUCUCUCGGUUGGUAAAGAAGUAGGCAGUGUGGAAGCAGGCAAAAAGGUUCUUUUCUCGGACUUGAGUGCAUAUGAGGUGGAUUUGGGAACAGAUGGGAAGCACUGCUUUUGCCGUGAAAGUGAUCUACUAGCCCUGGUUGAGUGACUCCUCUCUCUCUCUCUCAGGAAAUUAGGGAAAUGGGCCGUGUGGUCCAGGAGGUUUUGAUAUGGGCAUUGCCAUGAUUGUUGCUUACUGUUGAAUCAUGUUUACUUUAUUUAUAUGAUGGGAAAGUGGGAAACCCUUGAGAGAUUUUAUCA
Messenger RNA from Amborella trichopoda, 698 nucleotides. RefSeq names its product 10 kDa chaperonin 1, chloroplastic. Gene Ontology annotation, cellular component: chloroplast; mitochondrion. Gene Ontology annotation, molecular function: protein-folding chaperone binding; protein folding chaperone; metal ion binding. The record is from RefSeq and is a predicted model, not a curated record. Lineage: Eukaryota; Viridiplantae; Streptophyta; Magnoliopsida; Amborellales; Amborellaceae.